Messenger RNA from Odocoileus virginianus texanus, 907 nucleotides. NCBI's taxonomy places the organism in Eukaryota, Metazoa, Chordata, Mammalia, Artiodactyla, Cervidae. The record is from RefSeq and is a predicted model, not a curated record.
UCUCCCCGCCACCUGCUGCUGCCACCAUGACCACCACCAUCCGCCACUUCUCCUCCGGCUCCAUCAAGGGCGCCUCCGGCCUGGCAGGCGGCUCGUCCCGCUCCUGCCGGGUGUCUGGCAGCCUGGGCGGUGGCUCCUGCAGGCUGGGGUCUGCCGGCGGCCUGGGCAGUGGCCUUGGAGGCAGCAGCUACUCUAGCUGUUACAGCUUUAGCUCUGGCGGUGGCUAUGGCAGCGGUGGUUAUGUCAGCGGUGGCUAUGGUGGCGGCUUUGGAGGUGUCGACGGGCUGCUGGUGGGAGGCGAGAAAGCCACCAUGCAGAACCUCAACGACCGCCUGGCCUCCUACCUGGACAAGGUGCGCGCCCUGGAGGAGGCCAACACGGAGCUGGAGCUGAAGAUCCGUGAUUGGUACCAGAAGCAGGCCCCAGGGCCGGCUCCUGACUACAGCUCCUACUUCAAGACCAUCGAGGAUCUGCGGAACAAGAUCCUCACGGCCACCGUGGACAAUGCCAACAUCCUGCUUCAGAUCGAUAAUGCCCGCCUGGCUGCUGAUGACUUCCGCACCAAGUUUGAGACAGAGCAGGCCCUGCGUGUGAGCGUGGAGGCCGACAUCAACGGCCUUCGCAGGGUCCUGGAUGAGCUGACCCUGGCCAGAGCUGACCUGGAGAUGCAGAUCGAGAACCUCAAGGAGGAGCUGGCCUACCUCCGCAAGAAUCACGAGGAGGAGAUGAAAGCCCUGCGAGGCCAGGUGGGUGGCGAGAUCAACGUGGAGAUGGAUGCCGCACCCGGCGUGGACCUGAGCCGCAUCCUGAACGAGAUGCGCGACCAGUACGAGAAGAUGGCGGAGAAGAACCGCAAGGAUGCCGAGGACUGGUUCUUCAGCAAGGUGGGGGCUGCCGCAGACCAGAG